Messenger RNA from Lasiosphaeria miniovina, 642 nucleotides. RefSeq lists its product as uncharacterized. The record is from RefSeq and is a predicted model, not a curated record. The coding region runs from base 1 to 642 and encodes 213 amino acids. The transcript is spliced from 4 exons. NCBI's taxonomy places the organism in Eukaryota, Fungi, Ascomycota, Sordariomycetes, Sordariales, Lasiosphaeriaceae.
AUGUUUGACAUCACGUCCGACUCGGCGGGGAACAUCCCCGGCUACGUCCAGGACGGCGAGUCGCGGGACACGUCGCAGCUAAUGGCGCCGAAGGUGUCCAGGAGCCUGUUAUUGCGAUUCGCGCUGAACAGCACCGACCUCGUUGACCCAAGCCUGGGCGUGCCGCGGCACGACGUCGUGAUCUUGGCGGCCGAAGACAUGUACAGGCGGCUCUUUGCCGUGCUCAUUGGGCAGAACCUGGACAUGUUCCAGCAGACUGAGACGCGCAUCUUCGUCGACAGCACUGCUUUUCUCGUUGACGUCGCCAUCCUCUGUCUGGAUGCUGGUGUCUUGGCCGUCUUCUACUUCCGGCAGCGACGCGCGUUUCUCCCUCGCCUGCCCACCAGCAUUGCGUCGGGCGCUGCGUACGUGGUGUCCAGCCGAGCCGUGCGAGAGCACGGAGAUGAUGAAUACGAAGAGGAGGGAGAGGAUGAGACGGCCAAGCGGUGGCGGGGCUCCCUCCGUCCAACGUAUUCCUUUGGCCGGUAUGUGGGCGUUGACGGGAAGCUCCACGUCGGGAUCGAGCUCGACCCGCUUGUCAUGCUGGUCGAUGGGCACGCUCUGAUGGUCAGGCAGCAGCAGCAGCAGCAGCAGCAGCAGUAG